This is a messenger RNA of Rattus norvegicus (Norway rat), 13103 nucleotides long. Lineage: Eukaryota; Metazoa; Chordata; Mammalia; Rodentia; Muridae. The record is from RefSeq and is a predicted model, not a curated record.
UACUAAGGGCUUCUGCUAAGAUGAGAACUGAGAGAGUGUUACCAUGAUUCAUCUGGAUAUACCAGUAUAUAACCAGUGCAGUGUGAAAUGUCCCCAUUGGGAGGCUUAGAGCUGGUGAUUUUGUUAGAGCCACUUUCUGUGGCUGAUGGCAUACAUCUCUGUUUGAGGAAAUACCUCAAGUAGUUGGCAUUGUUUAUUCAUGUCACUAUUCUUUCAUUUGUUCCAGUUGACACUCAAGUAUGCUGAGUGCCACAACUCAGGCCUGUGAUCUCUAUAUUUGGGAUGUGGAUGAAGGAGGAUCAAGAGUUCAGUCAUCCUUGGCUACAUUUAGUCUAUCUAUAUACAAUGAACCAACCAAACAAAACCUACUAUCACUUCUUUCAAUCCAAAAAUUAAGUAUGGUUAUUUUGGAGACUUCAUAUUAAUAUAUUCUAUAAAUAUAUAUUAUACUCAAAAUAGGCAUUUUAUGGAAUUCUACUCAGGGUUAGUGAUAUGGCUCAGUGGGUAAAGCACUCGCCUUGUAAGCCCAAGGAUCUGGGUUUGAAUCCUCAGCACUUAUGUAAUGCUAGACAUAGUGAACAGCAAGAAACCUUAAGGUAGAAAGCAAGGACAGACAACCAUAGUUGCCCUCUGAUCUCUAUAUGCCUGCUGUGGCACACGUACACACGCCACACUUGGAGUUAAAAACAAAAUAACUCACCACAAACUCCAGUAUCAGUCUGUAGGAUAAUUGUUAACACAGAAGUUGAUAUACCAGAUAACCUGUAAUACAGUGUUAAUAGUUUUUUGUCUUUGCUUUUUUUGUUUUGUUUUGUUUCGUUUUGUUGAGACAGGGUUUCUGUAUAGCUCUGACUAUCCUGAAACUUGCUCUGUAGACCAGGCUGGCCUUGAACUUAUGAUCUGCCUGCCUCUGCCUCUCAAGUGCUAGGAUUAAAAACAUGUACCACCACCUGGUACUUGUUUUUGUUCUGUUUUGGAGACAGAUUAUCUCUAUGAUGCCCUGGCUACCCUGGAACUCACUAUGUAGAACAGAUUAGCUGAGAAGUCUUAGCGAUCCACCGGCCUCUGCCUCCUGAGUGCUAAGAAAGGUAUGUGCCACUGUCUUAGCUGAUGUUUUAUUGCUGUGAAGAGGCACCUUGAUCAUGACAACUCUUAUAAAAAGAAGACAUUUAAUUGGUCUUUGCUUAUAGUUUCAAAAGUUUAGUCAGUUAUCCACAUGGUAGGCAGACACAGUAGUUGAGAGUUCUACAUCUGGGUCCAAAGGCAGCAAAAAAAGAGAGUAUUAACAGGCCCGAGUUGAAGCCUUUGAGGCUCACCUCCAGAGACACACUUCCUCCACAAGGACACACUUAUUUCAACAAAGCCAUACCACCUAAUCCCUCUCAAGUAGCACUACUCUCUAAUGACCAAGCAUUUAAAUAUAUGAAUCUGUGGGGGCCAUUCCUAUUCAAACCACCACAGCCACCAUGCCUGUUUUAACCAGUUUUUUAAAAAAAUACUGUUUUUAAGUGGUAGAGCGCUUGCCUAGGAAGCGCAAGGUCCUGGGUUCGAUCCCCAGCCCCGGAAAAAAGAAAAGAAAAAAAAUACUGUUUUCACCAGACUUGCUGGCACACACCUUUGAAAGGCAAAGACAGGCAUCAAAAGAUCUCUCUUUUUGAGUUUGAGACUAGUCUACUCUACAAAGUUAAUUUCAGGACAGCCAGAGCUACAAAGAGAAAUCCUGUCUUGAAAAACCAACCAAAUAAAAAAUACAUUGAUUUCUUAAAUUGUAAAUAUGGAAGACAUAUCUUAUAAGAAUAUUUAGGCACGAUUUUUCAGCUGAACCCAGAGCUCUCUUACUGCAGCUGUUCUAGCUACCUUGCUCCAAGAUCCCCUAGUUCUGCCUCCUGAGUGCUGGAAUUAUAUAGGUAGCCAAUGUUCCUGUCAAACAUUUAUUUGCAUGGGCACUUGGGAUACAAACUCUCGUCUUUAUACUUUCAGGACAAGUGUUUUAUCCAUUGAGCUAUCUCCCUAGCUCUACUUUAAGAUUUUUAAGAUUAUGAAUUUAAAACACCUAGGACUUUUAUAUAGUUUUAUGCAUAUGAAACAAUACUACUUACUGUUCCUCUGAAUAGCAGUGUCCACUUAUGCCCAAGUGAUUUAUACUGUCACUUGUUAUUGUUACCAAGUUCCAGGAUCAUUGUUUAGAUGUGCCUGUUUUAUUAAUUUCAGUGAAUUAAAAUCUCAAGAAUACUCACUCAAAUGUACUCAUGAAAAUACCUGCAUGCACCUGUUCCUGAUGUUUUGUCAGUGUUACUUUCUCUGUUUGGAAGGAAGAGGAGCCCUAUGGGUCGAGUAGGUUUUAAAUACUUUUGUGGUUUAAUACCCACCAACUCAAGCUGCUCUCCAUCUUCCCCUUGCUAGCUUUAUACACAGAGAGCUGCUUCCCUUAGUUCAUAUCUGCACAGAUGUCAUCUGUUUUCACUCUCAGACACCACACUGCUGGUUUCUGCCCAGCCUACUUUCCCACAUGUUUCUAAGUACAUACAGCCUCAUUAUUACUUAAUAGGUUUGGUUUAUGUGCUGUCUGCCUUCUUCAGUUAGACUGUGUUAUACCUGUGGACAAGGACUUGGUCUUUUGACUCAAAGCUGUAUUCUUAAUGUCCAGACUUGAAUGUGGACAUAGAAGUCCUUAAUGCAUACUUGGCAAAUGAACAAUUGGUUCAUUAGUAGCCUAAACAGUGUGAUGGAUAGGGCAUGUUCAUUAAUCUGAUAUUUGAAAACAUUGUUCAAAGUAAUCAUUUCCAAAUCUGACUGUUACAAUUACUUGAGUUUUAUAAACUAUGGAUUCUCAAGUGUGGGCCAUGCUUUUAUAAUGAGUUUGGAACAAAUUAGAUAAAUUUGGUGAUAGACUUAUAAGUUCAACCUAGAAUCCUAACUAGUUUAAUCUGUAACAUAUGCAACAAGUCUCCAUUUUGAGCUGACCCAUGCUGCACUGUAUUUUAAGAAAUGUGUAGGUAAAGUGACUGAGUUGUGUUUGGCACACUAAAAAAUGAGUUGCAACCUCAUACCACUGCUGCAGUAAAGGGAAAAUUCAUUUGGAACAAUGCUACAUUUGAGGGAAGACAUAUUAAUCCAGUUAGAUAAACAGGUAAAAUUAGGAAGAGCAGAAUCCCAAUCUUUAGAUCCUUAGACAAUAAGUUAGCAUAGUCAAAUAGAAAAGAUAGCUUUGUAGGGGGAAGAAAAAUUUCAAGGAGAGGGCAUAGGGAUUAUAAACCAGUGAGAGAAUACAAUUUCUGUUUGAAUUAGGAUCAGUGUCAUAGCUGGCUGGGGGUGGGACCAAUCGCCUCAGAGCCACUAUGGGAACUAGCUGCAUCACUUACUCUGGACAGAAGGAAGCCUUCAUUAGUGUAGCUCAGGACUGGACAAGGUUUUUCAGUAAAUACCAAAUAGACAUCUCGGGGGUUUUGUAGACUCCGCAUCUGUGGCACUCUCAGUGAGGUGAAAGCAGCACUUGACUAUGUCACUGUGCUCUUCCAGGACACGGCCCCUCCCAGCAGCAAAAACUCCCUUACAUAAAUUGACAAAUCCUACCUUUUUUUUUUUUCUUUUUCUUUUUUUCAGAGCUGGGGACCAAACCCAGGGCCUUGCGCUUGCUAGGCAAGUGCUCUACCACUGAGCUAAAUCCCCAACCCAAUCCUACCUUUUUUGUGAUUUGAAAAAAGUAUUAGAGGAUUUUUUUAAUGAAAUAAAACCAAGAACAAAAGUUUCAUUUAAUGAGUUUUUAAAAAACUGAUACAAUUGCUUAUACACUUUUUAAAAACUUCUUAAAAUUCUUAGAUGAUUUGUGUAUGGGUGCUGAGUAUCAAACACAGGGCUUCACACGUUAGGCAAGUGUGGUUUCAUUGAGCUACAUUGCCGACCCACUAAAAUAUAUUGUAAAUCGUCAUAGUUUAAUGUCAGACUAACUUUUCUUUAUAGUUGUUGAGUGGGUUUUCUGUAGUAAGGAAACUGGCACAAGUCCCACCUACACAUUCAUAGCAGACCCUGCACAUGAUAAGUACAUAUAUAAGAAUAUAUAUGUGUGUAUAUAAAAUAUAUUUAAAUAUACAUAUUUAAAAUGAAUAUAUAUGUCUCUAUAUGCAUAUUCAUUUUAGAGAAUACAUUAAUGACAUUCAGUGAUUUUCAAGAAGUUUUAUUUAUAACCAAAUCUGCUUUACAGAGUUUAAAAAUAGUUCAAAAAAAUUAAAAAUAUGUAACUGGUCCUAGAGACAUGGCUCAGCAGUUAAGAGCACUGGCUGCGCUUACUGAGGACCUGGGUUCCAUUUCUAGAACCUACGUGGCAGCUCACAGCUGUCUAGAACACCAGCUGCAGGGCAUCUGACACCCUCUUUUGGCUUUGGUUGGAACUGCACCAUGUGUUGCACAAGCAUACAAGUAGACAAAAUACCAAUAUGUAAGAUUUAAAAGAUGAGUGAUACAGAAAUUAGAAAUAAAACGAGAAGGCCAUUCUGUUCUACCCUGAUCUCUGCCCCCUUGAAAUGUACUCAGUAAAAUUGUCUUUUUAUUACUCUGGAAAAAUAAAAAUUAAAUAGUACAUUUUAACAAUUAUUAUUAUAUGCUUUUGUCCUCUUAAGGUUUCUGUUUGCUUAAAGGUAUUAAAAUCCAGAGCUUUGGGGCUGGAGAGAUGACUCAGCGGUUAGGAGCACUGACUGCUCUUUCAGAGGUCCUGACUUCAAAUCCCAGUAACCAUAUGGUGGCUCAUAACCAUCUGUAAUAGGAUCUGAUGCCCUCUUCUGGUGUGUCUGAGGACAGCAACAGUGUACUCAUACAUAAAAUAAGUAUUUAAAAAAAAACAGAGCUUCAGAAGUACCUCACUUAGCUGCUUCCUGCAUCCUUAACCCUAAAAACAAUACUUUAAAAGAAAACCUCAUGAUUUGAACUUUUCUGUUAGGGUUUUUAAGUUAAAGGUUUCAAGUCAAACUGCUUGUGAGUUUUUGUAUAUCCAGUUGUAACUUGUUUCCUGUGCCUAAAUUUGUGUAAUGUAAUAUUUUGUGAUUAGUAUUAGAGAUAAGAUCUUACAUUCUAUAAAAUCAUGUUUCCAUUAUAUCUGUUGUAUUCAAUCCAUUUAAUAAGCCAAUUUGUGGUUACCUUUUUAUCUUCCUACAUCAUAGCAGCAGGUAGUCUUUGAAGGGCGUGGCCAGGUUGCCAGUUUUCCCUAUGAUUAUGGGAACAGUAAGUAGCUAAUGCAUUUUGUUCAGUGACAGAAAAAUACAUUAUCAAGUAGGAAAGGAAGAGGAAGUUGAAUGAUUAAAUUAUUCUGUGAAGAAUAAUGGAAAAAUCUUUGUAAUAUAAGAUGCAACAAAAUAGUAUGCUUGAGUCUCUGUUGAUAGAUAAAUUAUAGAAAGAAAACAGUUACAUAAAUCUGACUAACUUCUUUUUAUUCCUGUGUGGUUAAAUCUGAUUGUUGUUUCUUUUUAUUCCUGGGUGUUUAUAACUAAGGUGGAGAAUGUUACAUUACCUGAGUGGACUUUGAGGAGCCAAAGAAAGGCAGACGUUGUUCUUUCCUCUCUUGAGUAAUUUGUCCAAGUUCUACAAAUUCAAGUUCAAAUGCAGUCACAGGGGCUAACCACCCAACUGUGUGAGGUGGAGGUGACUUGAACCAGGAACUUCUCUGGUUGGGGAGUCACUGCUCUGUGAUGUCAAGCUGUAGGUGAGUAGUGAGGUUGAGCGACCUUACCACUUGCUCCUGGCAGAUGAGCGAUCUCCUGCUGCACAGUAUGUGGACCUGCUGCUGAACCCGGAACGGUACACUGGCUACAAGGGCUCCUCAGCGUGGAGGGUGUGGAACAGCAUUUAUGAAGAAAACUGCUUCAAGUAACUGAGGACUGGAGGGGGAGGGGCAGGUGUCAUUUCUGUUGGAGAGCACUCCAUGUAAGUUAAGCCAUUUUACAGCUGAGCUUUGUGCUCUCUUUCAGGCCUCGAUCUGUUUAUCGCCCUUUGAAUCCUCUGGCGCCCAGCAGAGGUGGGUUUUUCCAUACAUUUCGUGCCUUUUCAGAUUGAAGGAAAACAAAGCAGCAAUUUUAUAUCUUGCUUAAUUUUAGUAAUUUAAGCAAGCAGGAGUUGAUAGACUUGGAUAUCUUCUGGAGUUCUAUGCUAGGUCCUAAAGUAGGAGCUUGGCGUAAGGUAGAUGAGAAGGUGUGAAUGAUCUACACAUACCCCAGAUUUCCUGAGAAAUUUAAAUUCUAGAGGCCAGAUCAUGUCCUACAACAAUAAAUUAAGAAGCCAGAAAGUGAGGACCCUGUCCCCAUGUUUUUAAACUCUAGUUUAAUGACUCUCAACCUCCUAAUGCUGGAACCUUUUAAUCUAGUUCCUCAUGUUGUUGUGACCCCAGCCAUAAAAUUACUUCAUAACUGUAAUUUUGCUACUGUUAUAAAUUGUAGUGUGAAUAUCUGUACUUUCUGAUGGUCUUAGGUGAUCCCUGUGAAAGGGUCACUCAACCCGAAAGGGCUCAUAACCCACAAAUUGAGAAAGUGUGCUAGCUGGUGAUGUGCAGCCAAGGUGGAGAGUCAGGGGCUCACCACAGCUUCUCCACAGUGCACACAGGUCACCUGGGAGUCAGGUGAGCACACAACAUAGGGGGCUGUGUCCCACCAGAGACCUAUCUAACACAUUCUUUGUGCUGCUUGGGGUACAUACCUGUGUACCAUGCUCUGCACAGAAAGGAUUUUGAGAAUGCAGACAAUCUGGCUGCCCUCAAUAGUGCUCAAGUCCCUGUACUGUUCUACAAAGUGGCCAGUUACUAGCUAGCCAUUAAGUUUCUAUGAGUAGUGUGAGACUGAAUUGCAGUUUUGCAUUUUAAGUUUAGUUCACUUGAUGUAAAUAUGGUGGCAGUGCCAUGUACCAUUGUCUUCAUGUAAGAAUCUUUAUGUUGAGGCAGAACUCUUAGCCCACAGCAUGUGAUGCAGAGAUUGUCAUGUCCAAACACCUCUAAAAAGAGCUAUUUAAGGCACAUAGUAACUAAUGUGUUCAGAUGGUGUAACAUGCUGUAUGUAUAGUGGGGACAUCUUCAUCCUCUUAUCAGGAUGCAGGAACAGCAAAUUCCUGAGAUUGACCCUAAGAUUAGCUAGCUGACCUAAGAGUCCAGAGUUCAGGCCAGGGCUAAGAUAAAAAGUUGAAAUUCCUAUGUAGAUUCAUAGGAAUUUCCUUCUGGCCUGAAGCCCAAAUAGAUGUGGAAUAAUUGAACAUAGGCAUUGCUUUUAGAUGCUGCCUAGGCAAAAUGAUGUUCUCCAAGCUCAUUCUGAAACUUCCUGGUAAGGUUGGGACUAUGAACAGAGUGGGCAUAACUUAUUUUUUGUGUCUUUUGCUGCUUUGACAUCAUAACUUUGGUUUUUCAACUUCAACUUCUUAAUUACACAAAAUGUUACAAAAAAUAAGACACUGUAGAAGCUAUAUAUAAAGGACAAGAGGACAUCCCUCCCUCUUCUGUUCUUAGUUACAGUUAAGGAAGGCAUUUCUUCAUACCUUUCCUGUGGUUAUUUUGUUUCAAAGUAGAAAUAUAAUUUUAUUUUUAAGCAAAAGAUGCCAGAUACAAAGAAACACUUUGUUUCCAUUUACCAUACAUUAGACAAGAAACCAUUGGAAAGAGGAGGAGGGGAAAGAGAGUGGGCACAGCUCUUCUGCUGCUCAAAAAAGCCAGCAGCUCUGGCUGAUGCUAUUGGUGGGUUCUCUACUGACAUGGAGGGCUCUUCUGGCUCAGAAUAGUUUCUUCAAUUCUAUUCCUAAGGCAGUGUCAGCUCUAGGUUUCUGUUUUUCCAAAAGAUAUUAAGCAACAGAACCUUUUCCUGAGAAAUUGUCCUGUCAGAAUCUGUCAGACAAAGGCCACAGUCAGAACAACAGUAUAGCUAGCUCAGCCUUCAGGCCUCUCCUACCCUAGGAGGAUGAGAUGGGGAAAAGAAUAACCAUCUAGAAGAGUACCCAGCAUGGAAAUUACGCUGUCCACAGAGGUGGUGCUUAUGGUACUGAAGGAUGUUUUCUAUAUCUGAUAUAGUGAACUUGACUGCCUCUGGCCAUCUCAGAUGAUGCCUAUCUUUUCAUGUGCUGAAGAUGGAAAUCCAAGCCUUGUGCACAUUUUAGCACAGCGACAUCUCCAGCUCUUCAGAAUCUCACUGAGCUGCCAUCCCAGCCUGAAACUCAGAGCCCACACAAGCCUUGAACUCAGUGAAGGUUCUGCCCUCAGCCUCCCAAGUGUCUGGGAUUGUGGACCUGUGUUACCAGGCUCGGUUCCUUCUCCCUUCUCACUUUCUUCCCUUCUUGCCCCAUCCUCCAUCUGUUUGUUUUGUAGAAUGUGAAAAUCUUGUACUCUUUAGCCUGUGUCUUUGUUAAGAACUUUAUUUGCAGGAUGCUUGCAAUAGUGAUCAGAGUUCAUGAUACAGUAAACAGUGUAACAGUGAGGAUUAGUUUUGCAUUACUUAGCAGGGCUGGAAUCUGAGUUGGGUGAGACAUUUUAUAACAUCUUUUUUUUUUCUUUUAGGGGAAGAUAAUGGUGAGUUGAAACUCUUGUGUUUACUUCAACCAUGGAAGAAAUCUUUUUAUUAUUAAGUAUUUGAUGUUUUUCUUUUUUUUUUAAAGCAGAUGACUUAGCCUAUUUUUUUCAGAAACAAAUGGUGACUGGUAAUAAAUGAGAUUUUUCUUAGCAUAAAGUUGUCUUAUGUUUUUUUUAAAAAAAGCAUGAGAUCAUUUAACCUAAAUGUUUAGUGUGUAAAGUAGGUCCAUUUUCCAAGUUUCUGGUCCAUUUUCUGUUAGUGAAACCUUGAAUGUUGGUGAUAAGACUCUUGCUGCUAAUCUCGACCUAAGUUUGAUCUUGAGGACCCAGAUGAUAGAAGAACAGAGUUUAUUUCAUUUAGUUGUCCUGUGACUUCCACACAUUUGCUAGGCAUGCAAGAACCUCUCCUCUCACUCGCAUGCACAAUGGAUAGUAUUUUUUAAAUUCUACAUGAGGAUUCUGAGAAGAUGUAGCAAAGUUAUUUUUAUGACUUCUUUAUUUUCUUGUUGACUUUGAAAGCUACUUUUUUUUUUUUUUUCUGGAGCUGAGGACCAAACCCAGGGCCUUGCGCUUGCUAGGCAAGCACUCUACCACUGAGCUAAAUCCCCAACCCCGAAAGUUACAUUUUCUGUUUUCAGUAAUGUGCUUAAUUUCAUAAAGACUAAUUUCCAGCAUUUAGCUGUGAAACAACCAGAAAAUUAUUCCAGUCAGUUUCUCCUUACCUGUGUUCAGUGGCAUUAUGCAGACUGAGAGGAUGUAUAAAAUUCCCUCUGUGAGCCAAGGAUGCACAGAGGAAGACAAAUGCAAUACUCAACCAACACCACAAACACACAGAAACUCAGACACCGCCAACCCGCAGGUGUAACUCAGUGAGCGUAAAACAAAGCACCCUCAUGCACGAGAAAAUGAUGAGGAAAGCUUCCUGAAAGAAGCAGUCUUUAACCGAAUUAAAGGAGCAGGUGUAGAUGAGUAGAAUUCACUAGUGCAGGCUUGUUGGAAUAGCACAAGCCUAGGAACUGAGCAGGAAGUCUAGUGUGUCCUGCUGGCUGUUUGCAGUGGGAAGGACUGAAAUCAGCUAAAGGGAUGGGUUCAGAGGCCACAUGGAAGCUCCUGGGACCUGCCAGUUGCAGUUGAGAGAAUCAUUCUAUACGUGGCUAGAAGGUUUGUGUCUUGAGAAAAGAGUCUUCUAUAAGCUUAUAUCAGGACUUCAUGCCAGCAUCAAUUUACAUCUGUGUGCAAAUUAUCUUCUGGAAGAAACCUGGGGUAAACCUAGUUGGGGACCUAACAUCAAAGAAUUUAAACGCCGCUUUGACACUGUGGAAACAAAGGGGGAAGGUCCAAGAAGGCUAAAGAAUCUAUACUUUUUAUACUUGAUAGAGCUUCGUGCUUUGUCAAAGGUGGCCCCUUAUUUUGAGCGCUCAAUUGUUGAUCUUUACACUGGCAACCUAGAAGAUGAUGCUGACACCAAGACCCUUCUGCUCAGCAUCUUUCAGGAUACAAAGUCCUUUCCUAUGCACUUCGAUGAAAAAUCCAUGUUUGCAGGUGACAAAAAGGGGGCCAAGUCAUUAAAGGAGGAAUUCCGGUUACAUUUCAAGAACAUCUCCCGGAUCAUGGACUGUGUUGGGUGCGAUAAAUGCAGAUUGUGGGGGAAAUUGCAGACUCAGGGUUUAGGAACUGCUUUGAAGAUACUAUUCUCUGAAAAAGAAAUCCAAAAACUUCCGGAGAACAGUCCAUCUAAAGGCUUCCAGCUCACUCGGCAGGAAAUAGUUGCUCUUUUAAAUGCUUUUGGAAGACUUUCUACAAGCAUAAGAGAAUUACAGAACUUUAAAGCAUUGUUGCAGCACAGGAGGUAAUGAAGACUUUUCUAUGUCUUCAUCGACAUAGCAGACUGUAUGAAGCCUUUUAGCCUUGGACACUGAGCAAAGAGACUAAGAGACUUCAAGAAUUCUGAACUCUUUAAGAGAAAAUUCAAAUGUUCACUUGAAUAUUUAUGAUCCUUAAUAGAAUAUCAAUUAGAGAUAUUUAUAAAUGAAGUAUAUACUUUAAAAUUGUAAGUAAUACUAAUGCCAUGUUUGUGUCACAUUUUGUUUGUAUUGUAUUACCCUGCUUUCCUAGUUGUCAAACUUUAAAUGACCGCGUCUAUCCUGAGAAGACUGUUCAAUCUGUUAUAGAAGAAGACCCAGGGAACCAGUGCUGCCUAGAGCUGGUCCCAGUGACAGAAAUCUAUAAAUGGUGUAGUUAGUGUUUUAGACUUGCCUAACACUGUGUGUCAUCCUCUGUAAUACAGGGCUGUCACUAUAAUGAAUAGGCCUUUCAGUGACUAGUGAGAGGUUCUGGAUGACUUCCCAGGACUUCAACCCUGUUAAGAUGUUUAGUUGCUGUUGCUGCUGUGGUUUUGGCCUAAAGGGACCUGCCUUGGUGAAGGUGGGUAAGUGCCCUCCCAUGCUCACUUGGCCUGUGUACCCAGGCCGGCUCAAGAGUGGAGUGUCCUUUACCUAGAGCCCUCAGCGCCCCUUCUGACUUUUCUUUGUUCCUCUCCUAAUUAUAGACAUUUUUAGUUAUUUUAUGAAAAGCCCUAUUUAUUUAAUGAAUUUUUUUCUCCACAAAAUUUGAAUGGGAUUCUAUGGGUUUCUAAUGCUAAUUGGAUUAUACACAAAUUCUGCUGUUUUAAAGUAAGCAUUUUAAAUAUUUGAUUUUGAACACAAUCUAUGCAAUCCUCUACCUCUUUUGUGUGACUCUGUCUGGUGAGAUGCUUCAGCUUGAGUGUCACUUCCUCCCUGUCCUCCAUCUUCAGUUCAUCCCAGACCAGCCAUCUCGGUAUGACUUAAGACAGUGGAGAACUUGAAGGCUCUAGACUGUCAUUUUCUAAACCUGGGGUUUAAAGUCUUUAAAUAUUUUAAAUCUUGGUUCUUUUAAAGGUGGCAUUGUAUAAUGGGAUUACUUGAAAAGUUUUUAUCUGUGUGAAAGUAAUGAGUCCAAAGUCUUGCUUCUCCUUAGAUUCCGUCUUUCUGAAGUAAACAGUAAGUGCUCUUAAAUCCACAUUUUAUCUGCCAAAGUCUGAACUAUGUUCCUUAUAACUGCAUGGUGUACACCAGAUUAUUUAGUUGGCUCAUUCCCCUCUCAAUGCCUGGUCUUCCACUACAGAUGUGUGAUGGGGGCUGAGUCCUUUGUAGUUAUUUAUCUUCCUAAUUUCUAAUCUUUAUAAACUUAAUGUUUCACUGAUAAUGGUGAAUUUUGUAGGUUGAUUAUUUUUUAAGCUGACUUGACAUUUUCCUUUUUCUUUGCUUUUUAUUUUUUAAAGAAUUGCAAGUGUUACCAUGUGAUGGGAACAGGCCACUGUAAGACAAAAAGUCUACAAAUUGAAUGCCAGUGACCUUGCUCUAGUACAUCAAUCAGUGGAUUCUGUAGCUCCCAUUUAGAAUGUAAGAAUAUGUGGAAAAUUUGCACUUGUCUAUUUUUACUUUAAAUGCAGAGGUUAUCUGGAAAUGUCACUUAUCACCACUGCAGUUAGAUGCUAUUGUUUAUAAACUAUUUGCUUAAAAGGGGGGAGGGCAUUUCCACUUGCUGAUUUUUUUCUCAACUGUGAUUUUUUUUUUCUAAGCUUAGGAUACACAGUAGUACAGAGUGUGUUCUAGGAAGUUGAAAGAAAUGGUUGCUAGAAUAUCCUCAAGGUUGUAACAAAUUUCUUCAGUAGGGAAGUAUGCUGAAGUUGGUGUUGGUUAGAUUAACUUUUACAUACAUUAUGGUGUGCUGAUGUACGCAUAGCUGACAUUGCCAUGACAUUUGAGGACUGUGGGUACUGUAGGCCUAUUUGGUGACCUUGGUGAUGCGUCUGUCUGUAGGAGGCUGUCUGCCAGUUCUAUCGCCUGUGCUGGGAGAAGUGCAAGCACUGCUUUCAUUGUGAGAUUGCUGCUCAGCUGAGCGACAGUGCUUGCUGUUCCUGUGUCUCAUCACUUACUGUAGAAAUCUAGCACUCAACAGCAGACCCACUCAAAUAGUUGUACCUGGUGCCAUAAUCAGUGUGAAGAGGAAGCAUUUUCAUCGGUGGUCUAUAUUUUCCUUUAGUGACAUCCAUGUUAGACAGAUUUGACAUACUAAAAUGGUCAAUGUGCAGUACUCUUCCUGUUUUGAAUUAUGUGGAGGAUCAACCAAACAACAAGAUAUCAAAUUUGAAACUUGACAAGUCAAAUGUUGGCUCCCUGUAUUUUGUGUAUGAAAUGCUGUGCCGUGUUUCUUGACCCUGCCUAGGUGCCAUGGUGUAUAAGGAAAGACAACUGUGCUGGUCUUCCUCAGCAUUGCCCUCAGCUGGACACCUGAGAACAGUUCACAGUAGGCUUCUCAGCAGUGUGCAGACUGAAGUUCCUGCAGAAGCCAUAGCUAGUCACCAAAAGGUGUGCGCAGACCAGGUACACACCAUCAUGGAAAUUCCUUGCUACAAACCAAGUACAUAAAUUCACGUGUCCUUUAUUUGAAAUAACAUCUACAGGUGCAGCUUUGAGUUUUCUGAGCAGAAUUCCAAAUAAUUUGCUGUUGUACCCACCAGAAUCUAAACCAUGAAUUAAAACACAUGUUUCUGCAA